AUGCCCGCCAUCCAACUCGGAGCUACAAACACUGCUCGUGAUGUUGCAAAGCUAGUCGCCCGCGUAACAACCUCAACCCGAAUCGGCAGAACCAGAAGCGGCGUCAGAGUAAUCGGAGGGGGCAUCAUCGCAGCUAUCGUUGUCGGUGUAGUCAUCUUCCUCGCCGUAAUCAUCAUUGGUAUCUGUCUCUUCCGCCGUCACAAGACCCAAAGCAAGAGGCGUCAGCAAGAGAUGAACAAGUACUACGGCGGCGACGGCCGUUCCAGCAUCGGCACUGACGCCCCUCCGCCCGGCCCGGGUUCCGGAAACAACAACAACAACACCAACAACGGUUAUGGCUACACCCAAGGCUAUGGUCAAGGCCAAAACCAGGGCUACGGAUAUGCGCACAUGGCUCAGCCUGGUGAGGCUGGAUACGUGGCGCCGAACAAUGGCGGCGUCGCUCCCAUGGCACCUGCUUAUACCGCCAACCAUGUCACGCACACGAAGUAA
Messenger RNA from Colletotrichum fioriniae, 492 nucleotides. RefSeq lists its product as uncharacterized. The record is from RefSeq and is a predicted model, not a curated record. NCBI's taxonomy places the organism in Eukaryota, Fungi, Ascomycota, Sordariomycetes, Glomerellales, Glomerellaceae.